AUGAGAUUGUCUGUCCCAGCUGAAGAAAGACUCGCUGUAACUUUGAGGAAUAUUGGCUUCGCUGUGAUACAUCUUCAUCAGCAUCCCUACUAUCUUCUUCGCAACAAAUGUCCUCUGCGUUGCCGGAGGUCUCUCGAGUGUCCAUGCUUGGGACAAGGAAUAAAAAUGCCUCAUGCUCUCAGUGACAAAGAUUUGCUCACAGGAGCUAAGUGUGAAAGCUGA
This is a messenger RNA of Parnassius apollo (apollo), 222 nucleotides long. NCBI's taxonomy places the organism in Eukaryota, Metazoa, Arthropoda, Insecta, Lepidoptera, Papilionidae. The record is from the annotation of a GenBank genome assembly.